Messenger RNA from Solanum pennellii, 1712 nucleotides. RefSeq names its product inositol polyphosphate multikinase alpha. Bases 333 to 1436 code for a protein of 367 amino acids. Gene Ontology annotation, molecular function: inositol-1,4,5-trisphosphate 3-kinase activity; inositol tetrakisphosphate kinase activity. Gene Ontology annotation, cellular component: nucleus; cytoplasm. NCBI's taxonomy places the organism in Eukaryota, Viridiplantae, Streptophyta, Magnoliopsida, Solanales, Solanaceae. Gene Ontology annotation, biological process: inositol phosphate biosynthetic process. The transcript has 3 exons. The record is from RefSeq and is a predicted model, not a curated record.
CAAAAAAUCACACGUGUCUAAAAAGAAACUUCACAUCACCGCUCUAAGUGAAUCCUUAUAAUCACCUACUUCUAUGUAAAUCUUGUUCGGACUUUCUGCAAAAUGUCUGUGGAAACACAUUAAACUGCAUUUUGAAAGAGUUUAAAGAAAGGUGAAAGCAAGCCUACCCUAGAAGAUAAGUUUGUGUUGCCAACAGUCAAACCUUAUGGUUCUUGCUCCAUUCAGGGACUUGUAAACUGACAACAAGUGGAAACACUUUGUGUGUCGGAGACUUUGAUUACAAGAAAAUUGCACUUCUGUUUAAUUUCUGAAGUGCUUCACUUUCUGUGAAGAUGCUUAAGGUCCCUCAGCAUCAAGUUGCAGGACACGAAGCGGGCAUCGGGAAGCUUGGUCCCCUCGUGGAUGAAUCAGGGCGCUUCUACAAGCCUCUGCAAGGUGAUGAACGAGGGGCCAGUGAGGUUGCAUUCUAUACUUCAUUGUCUACUAACAGUGGGAUCCCGGAACACAUUCAAAGAUUUUUCUCCACCUUUUAUGGAACUCAGCUCGUAGAAGCAUCUGAUGGAUCUGGCUUGCUACCUCACUUGGUCUUGGAAGAUCUUGCUCUAGGUCGUGUCAAUCCAUCGAUAAUGGACAUUAAGAUUGGUUCAAGAACCUGGGCACCCGAAGCACCCGAGAAAUAUAUUCAGAAGUGCUUAAAAAAAGAUCGAGAAUCGUCAAGCCUUUCAUUAGGAUUCAGAAUAUCGGGGUUGCAAAUCUAUAGAAGCAAAGAACUAGGAUUCUGGAAGCCUGGAAAGAAAGCUGCUCAGAAACUCUCUAGAGAGGAAGUCAAGUUAGUCCUGAGAAGGUUUGUUUCUUCAAACACAUUGAAUGAUUUGGAUUCGAGACCAGACUGCGCUUUCGCAUCAACUGUUUAUGGCGGAUCUACUGGCAUUUUAUCUCAGUUACUGGAGCUGAAAGCUUGGUUUGAGGAUCAAACUAUAUUCCAUUUGUAUUCUUGCUCAAUUCUGGUGAUUUUUGAAAAAGAGUUGGCAUUGAAAGGAAAGAAUCCAGGUGCACAAAUCAAACUGAUUGACUUUGCUCAUGUUUACGAAGGACGAGGUGUCAUUGAUCAUAACUUCUUGGGUGGUCUCUGCUCGUUAAUAAAAUUCAUUUCUGAAAUUCUCACUGCUCCUAAUGAGUGCGGAAUAGAAGUUUCUGCAAAAGCUGAUCAGAAGAACCUUACCGCUGAUAAUGGUGUUGUAGCUGAUCAUAAGAACCUUACCGACUCUGAUAAUGGUGUUGUAGCUAUUCAGAAGAAUCUUACCACCUCUGAUAACGGUGUUGUAGCUGAUCAGAAGAACCUUACCGUCUCUGAUAAUGGUGUUUUAGCUGAUCAGAAAAACCUUACCGCGUCUGAUGAUAACUGUGUUGUAGCUGAUCAGAAUGGUGUUAGCUGAUACAACUCAAACUUUUGUUGGAACCAUUUUUCAGCCUGGAUUCCAACAAUGCCACAUUUUCCGCAGAUAAUUUGCCUGAAUUGUUCAAUUCCGAGUCCUAUGCAAUGCUUCCAUGUGUCUUUUAAGAUUUUUCUGCAGUGCACUAAACUUAUGAUUUGGAGUCUCUGUAUUACAUAUUUGCUACCUUAGCUCAGCUGAGCUUUGAACUCUUUCUUUUGUAGAUUAGGAGGCAAAGAACAUUUUCUAAUGGAAGAGCACUAAUUUAUAACUGUUAAA